GUUUGUCUCCACCCUCCAUAUGUUGAAGUACAAAUGCACCAUCGCUUUUGCAUCUCAACUUAUUUGACAUCAAGGGAAGAAAUCUGGACGCUUGGACGAGUCAAGAUGUCACUGAGGCUGGAUGAGAGCGGCGGAGCGAAUAUGACGAGCCUGUUAGUGACUUGUAUCACCCUCUUGCUGUCCUUCCAAGUAUGUCGCUGGUUCCAGCAGCGCUCGGUUGCGCGCGUGCCGGGCCCGUUCCCCUGGCCCAUCAUCGGCAACGCAGCGCAAAUCGGCAAGGCGCCGCACCUGUAUUUCAUGCGCAUGGCAGAAAAAUACGGCGACGUCUUCCAAAUCAAACUGGGCUGUCGGAGCGUGGUGGUGCUGAACAGGGAAUCCAUUAAGCAGGCGUUGGUUAAACAAGGCUUGGAAUUUGCGGGCAGACCUGAUUUCACCUCGUUCCAGUACAUCUCAGGUGGCAACGGGCUCGCCUUCAGGACCACAUCGGACAGGUGGAAGGUGCAGCGCAGGGUGGCUCAUUCCACUGUGAGGAUGUUCUCCACAGGGAAUCAGAUGACAAAGAAAACAUUUGAGCGACACAUCUUCUGUGAAUUUAAAGAGCUUGUGCAGCUCUUCGUGCGCAACACCGAGCAGCAGAAGUUUUUCGCACCCAUGGAGGGUGUUGUGGUGUCCACGGCCAACAUCAUGAGCGCGGUGUGCUUCGGGAAGAGGUACUCGUACGACAACGAGGAGUUCCGCGAGUUGGUGGGCAGGAACAGCCAGUUCACCGAGACGGUCGGCGCAGGAAGCAUCGUGGACGUGAUGCCCUGGCUCCAGUACUUCCCCAACCCCAUCAAAACGCUGUUUGACAACUUCAAGAGGCUCAACAGGGAGUUCAGCGCGUUUAUUCUUGAAAAGGUGACAGCGCACAGGAAAACUUUUCAGUCGGGCUCCAUCAGGGACAUGACUGAUGCUUUGAUAGGGGCCAUGGACAAAAUCAGUGAGAAAACUGGCCACCCAUCGGCUAAGGACUAUGUGCCAGCUACUCUUGUAGAUAUAUUUGGAGCAAGUCAAGACACGAUGUCAACAAUGCUGCACUGGAUCUUUAUCAUCCUCGUCAAGUACCCGGAGAUGCAGGUGCGCCUCCAAGAAGAAGUGGACAAAGUGGUGGACCGCAGCCGCCUCCCCUCCAUGGAGGACCAGGCUGAGCUGCCUUAUGUCAUGGCCUUCAUCUACGAGGUGAUGCGUUUCACCAGCUUCGUGCCGCUCACCAUCCCUCACUACACCACCACAGACACCUCCAUCAGUGGUUACAGCAUACCAAAGAACACAGUCGUUUUUGUAAACCAGUGGUCCUCCAAUCACAAUCCCGCCAUCUGGUCCCAGCCUGAGAAAUUCGACCCCCAGCGUUUCCUGCACCCCUGUGGUGAUCUCAACAAGGACCUGUGCAACUCGGUGCUCAUCUUCUCUCUGGGGAAGCGGCGCUGCAUUGGAGAGGAGUUGUCUAAGUUUCAGAUCUUCCUCUUCACAGCUCUUCUGGCUCACCAGUGCCACUUGAGCACAGACCCGGCCAGGCCGCCCGACCUGGGCUAUACCUACGGUCUGACUCUCAAACCAAACUCUUUUGUAAUAGCUAUGUCUCUGCGGGAUGACAUGAAGCUGCUCCAAGAGGUGUCCAGCCAGGCUUUCCACGAGGACACCAAGGCAGAGUCCUCGGACUCUUAAAAAAAAAAAAGAUCAAAAGUCAGAAAAAUAAGCAGGAAAAUGAACUGAACGUAUUUAUGAGAUGAAAUGUCAACUGACAUGAUCACAAACAGCAAACCUAUCAGGAAUUGAUGUAUUCUAGAUGACACUGGACAUGUAUUCACACCCUUCUUCCAACUGGAGGUCAUCAUUCAAUGCAGUGCCUCUCAAUAGUGGGGCAGAGAAGGGGGGGGGGGGGGGGCGUGACCCAGGGAACAUGUUAAUUACAUUACAAUUUUAUGGACAAAUGAUACUAUUUAUAGUCACUGAGGAGAGUUGAAAAAGGUGUGAAAUGUUUUUUUCUUCCUGGCGUAAGAGAAAAUAAUUGACAAGCACUGAUUUAAAGCAAACAGUGACGACUGGGAGCCUAACCAGGCAAAUAAGCUCAACAAGACCUGCUAGACAGUGAUCCAGUAAUAAGGAUGAUGUAAUACCAAAUGUUGAAAAUAAUAAAUUGUGAAAGUUACUGUACAUGCAAGCACUACUUGUGAGCUAUUGUAUGGAUGCACCAUCUAAUAUACACAUACAUUAGGUCACAACAGUAUUUUUAUUUCACUGAAGGAACAAUAAGGAACAUUUAUUAUAUAAAAUUCUGUAUUCUUCAUUACUCAUGCCUACUGCCCAUUUCAUCCCCUAUUAAACAUUGAUUUAUUUAC
This is a messenger RNA of Syngnathus acus (greater pipefish), 2378 nucleotides long. It is a transcript of the gene cyp1b1, whose product is annotated as cytochrome P450 1B1. The transcript has 4 exons. Gene Ontology annotation, biological process: progesterone metabolic process; hormone biosynthetic process. The record is from RefSeq and is a predicted model, not a curated record. Lineage: Eukaryota; Metazoa; Chordata; Actinopteri; Syngnathiformes; Syngnathidae. The coding region runs from base 34 to 1704 and encodes 556 amino acids. Gene Ontology annotation, molecular function: iron ion binding; steroid 17-alpha-monooxygenase activity; oxidoreductase activity, acting on paired donors, with incorporation or reduction of molecular oxygen, reduced flavin or flavoprotein as one donor, and incorporation of one atom of oxygen.